AUGGCUGUAGCUUUUCCACACUAUAUUUUGCAAAGUAUCUAUCCUUUGUUGUGUGUGUUCACUGAAGCUUCCCUUCUGUUGUCUCUACAGUCAGCCAGUUUCCUGACAAAGAUUUCCUUAAAUGACUCUCAGAAAGAGAGAGAGAGAGAGAGAGAAAAUGUUUCUUCAAAUUCUCUCAUGUCCGGGAGGCACUUCAGCCUGAGGGUUGAAAGAACAUUCACCCGCCAUGGCUGCCAAUCACUGAUCAAAAACAAUAGUCAGAACCAACAACUCCAAGUUUUGGAGGACAAAGCCCUUAUUACCCACUCUGGGUCCAGCAAGCCAUACCAGGAGUUUGGGUGGGCUGCUAUUUUCCAUCACUGCCUGCUCCAGGGCUUAAGAAUGGGUAACAGUAGCCACCAUCUCAUUAAAAACUGA
Molecule: messenger RNA, 417 nt
Organism: Rangifer tarandus platyrhynchus (Svalbard reindeer)
Lineage: Eukaryota; Metazoa; Chordata; Mammalia; Artiodactyla; Cervidae
Source: the annotation of a GenBank genome assembly